Molecule: messenger RNA, 401 nt
Organism: Paramecium sonneborni
Lineage: Eukaryota; Ciliophora; Oligohymenophorea; Peniculida; Parameciidae
Source: the annotation of a GenBank genome assembly
AUGAAUAAUUAAUUUUAAUUCAUCUAAAAAACAGAAGGAUAUCGAAAUAAAGUUAGCUUACAAUUAUUAGAAAUUAAUAAGAGAAAAAUUUUAAUUUUUAAAAUAUUUGUGUAUAAAAAACAGCAAUGAAGGCUUUGGGUAUUUUUUAUCAGAAGAUUCAAUAAAAUUAAAUAGAGAAAAGAGUAGGUUAAAAUAUUAAGUGAACAAUAUAAUAUAUGAGUGUCUUUUUUUGAGUAAUUGUUAUGAGAAUUAUCACAUUAUUUAAUCAGUUAAUAAAAUAGUGUAGUAAGUAUUUAAUAUAGCUUAAUUAGAAAUUUAUUGACCAAAUAAAGUAUUUGAAUCUAUUUUUAUUAUAAUAAUAUUGUAAAAAUAAAAGAAAAGAAUAACUAUAUAAAAGAUGA